AUGGCACAUGACGAGUCAGGUGGCGUGAGGGCUUUGGUCCGUUAUACAGCUGGCAUGGCUGAAUUAGCCAUUCAUGCUGGUCAUCCAGACAGAAAACAUAAUGAAUAUUUGCCAUAUCCCGAUGAAAAUUUUAAUGAAACUGUUGAUCAACGUCUUCAACGAGCCAAUAAAUUUACUAUUGAACAUAUACAUAAUCGUGGAGGCCAAGCAUUUGUUCCUAAUCUUACCGUUAUUGUAAAAUCCAUAACUGCUGACAGAACUUACGCUGGUUUUACAGAAUUUCUCAAUCCUUAUUUAUACUGUAUAACAGUUGAGCAUGGUCGUUUUGAAUGGUGUAUUUACAAGCGUUAUCGACAUUUUCAUGAUUUACAUAAAGCACUACUUCAAUCGGUUCUAAUAGAAACGAAAAGAUCAAGAAGUGAUUUAGAAAAUAGAAUGCAAGAGGAAAAUAAUGAAAAUCCAUGUUUUCCAACAAGAAAUGAUAGGAUGGCAUUUAUUAAUGAUGGUAUUAUUCGAGAGCGUUGUGAAAUUCUGAUCGAAUAUCUUAAUAAAGUUUUGAAACAUCCAAAAUUUCGUUCACAUUCAGCAACGCGUGAAUUUUUCGGUGUAAGUUGUUUAUCAUUUGUCUAUGGUAUAUCAGUUAGUCGAAAAGAAGGCUAUCUAUUGAAACGAUCUCACGAUGAUUAUCUUGGUCGACAUACUUUCUGUCUUUUUCGAUUUUGUCCUGAUUCAUGUAAAUGUCAUCAUGAUCGAAAAUGGUUCGCUAUUAAAGAUACUUAUUUAACUUAUUUACGAACUGAUACACAUGAAUUACGUUUUCCGAUGUUAGUUGAUCGUGGUUUUCAAAUUUCAACUGGCCUUCGUAAUGCAGCUACAUAUCGUGGUGUCAGAAUAGAAAAUUUACAGCGUACAUUAGUGAUUAAAUGUCGAACAACACGGGAUUGUGAUGAAUGGAAACAACAUUUAUUAGAUUUAAUUGAGAAAGCAAAAAGUUUUGUCAAUGGAACAGCAAGUCGAUUUAAUUCAUAUGCACCUAAACGAGAAAAACAAUUAGCUUAUUGGUUUAUCAAUGGUAAAUCAUAUAUGGAAGCUAUUGCUAAGGCACUUUUAACAGCGAAAGAAGAAGUUUUUAUCACUGAUUGGUGGCUUUCACCUGAAAUCAUGUUGAUAAGACCUUCUGAUGAUGAAACAUUUCGACUUGAUAAUAUAUUAGCACGAAUAGCUGAUGCAGGCGUUCGUGUUUAUGUAAUGAUUUAUAAAGAAAUGUCAUUUGCUGUUAGUUUAAAUAGUGCAUACACAAAGCGAGUAUUAAAUUCGAAAAAUAACAGAGGAUUUAUCAAAGUUAUACGACAUCCUGAUCACUAUCCUAAUGGUGGAGUAUUAUUUUGGUCUCAUCACGAAAAAAUGGUUGUUAUUGAUCAAAAAAUUGCCUUCGUCGGUGGAAUUGAUCUUUGCUACGGCCGUUGGGAUGAUGACUUUAUGCGUCUUGUCGAUUUGGGAGAAGACAAUGAUCGAACGUUAAAAUUACCAUAUGAAUUGACCGCACACAAAGCAGCGUCGAAUGAUAUAACACUGAUAGAAACAGCACAACAAGCUAGCACACGAAUGGUUGAGCAAGCUGGCGUAAUAUCUAGUAAAAGAAAUGAUCUUUUGAGAGCAGCAUUUAGUGGUUCGAAUAAAGCAGGUAAAGAUAUUAAGUUGGCCGGACAAACUCAGUCGAGUGGAAAAGAACACAAAAUGAAAAACGUAACUAAAAAAUGGAUGGAUUCAAAAAAAAAAGGAGAAAGACCAACAUCAUCCAAUCGGAGAGCAGUCAAGGAUGACGUCGAAGCUGCGAUACGUCCAGAAAAAUAUGCUCGGAAAUGGAUGAAAUUAGCUCAAAAAGCUAGAAAACAUGCUGAUGACUCUGAUGACUAUGAAGACAUCGAAGAUUUACAACCUGCUUGUGAUCCAACACCUACCAUCGACAGAAAGCAUCGAUUUUUUAUAGGGAAAGAUUAUUCGAAUGCAUACGAAAAAGAUUUUGAAGCUUUAGAUAAAUACAGCGAAGAUUAUAUUGCAAGAGAUUCGGUACCUCGCAUGCCCUGGCAUGACGAAGCACUUGUUGUUUUUGGAUCAGUAGCUCGAGACGUUGCCAGACACUUUAUUCAACGAUGGAAUAUUCAUAAAUGUGAAAAAAGUUUGGAAAAUGAUAAUUAUCCAUUUUUAUUACCAAAGUCUUAUGAUGAUACAGAAGACUUAAAUGUCAGAAACUGGAAAGAUUUUCUUGAAAGUAAACCUUUUCACGUAGAUGCUCAAUGUGUUCGUUCGGUUGGGCCAUGGUCAAUAGGAACCAAAAGUGUCGAACAUUCUAUUCAAAAUGCUUAUAUACAAAUGAUUGAUGCUGCUAAACAUUUUAUAUAUAUUGAAAAUCAAUUUUUUAUAACUAUUUCUCAAGAUUCACAAGUCCGAAACCAAUUAGCUGAUACUCUUUUUAGACGAAUAGAACGAGCGCAUCAACUCCAUGAAAAAUUUCGUAUUUAUGUUGUGCUUCCUUUAUUACCUGGCUUUGAUAAUAUCAAUGCUGUGCAAGCAGUACUCUUUUUUAUUAUGCGUUCGAUAACCAAGGGUGAUAGUUCACUGUUGAAACGGCUUGAAAGAGCAGGUAUCCCAGCAGAUGAUUACAUUAGUUUUUUUGGUAUGCGUAAUCACGAUAUUCUUAUGGGUCGUUUGGUGAGCGAAAUAAUAUAUGUACAUUCGAAACUGAUGAUCGUUGAUGAUCAUAUGGCUAUAUGUGGUAGUGCAAACAUAAAUGAUCGCUCAUUGCUUGGUCAACGCGAUAGUGAAUUCUGUAUGGUAAUAAAUGACCGUGAAGAAGAAAAAGGUCAAUUUAAUGGAAAGGAAGUUCUUGUAGGAAAAUUUUGUUCUAGUUGGAGGAAACGUCUUUUCGCAAUGUUAUUAGGUAUUCUAUGCGAGAAUCCAAAUGAUAUUGAUGUAGCUGAUCCGGUAUCGGAUGAGUUCUAUCAUUAUUUUCGUGAUGUAGCAAGAAAAAAUACACUCAUCUAUGAAGAAGUUUUUGCUACACUACCUACUGAUCGUGUGAAGGAAUUCAGUCAAGUUGACUCAUAUACUCAAGCGCCAAAGAUGCAAGAUACUGAUCCAUUACAAGCACAGCAAAAGUUGAAAGGCAUUCAAGGUCUUGUUGUCGCAUACCCACUAUACUUUCUUGACAACGAAGAUUAUUUACCAAGUUUAAGAACUCCUGAAGGUUUGGUUCCAAACAUUACAUGGACAUAG
Rotaria socialis is the source of this 3276-nucleotide messenger RNA. The record is from the annotation of a GenBank genome assembly. Lineage: Eukaryota; Metazoa; Rotifera; Eurotatoria; Philodinida; Philodinidae.